Helianthus annuus (common sunflower) is the source of this 2461-nucleotide messenger RNA. RefSeq lists its product as uncharacterized. The record is from RefSeq and is a predicted model, not a curated record. Bases 185 to 2461 code for a protein of 758 amino acids. NCBI's taxonomy places the organism in Eukaryota, Viridiplantae, Streptophyta, Magnoliopsida, Asterales, Asteraceae. The transcript is spliced from 2 exons.
UCAUAUACUCACUUUUUCGGUCCGAGUUCUUCACUUAUCUAUCCUUCUCUUUCAAAAACCUCUGAGGUUUCCUUCAUCCUUCAACUCCGUUACUCUUUCUCCUUCCCUUCAUCCAUACUACUCCUCCAUUCUAGCUUGCAAGUCUUGUUUGUAGAGAUUCAACUUAGUAAUUCAUCUUCAAGGAAUGGCUGAACAACCGCAUCCGGUUCGUGAGUUUCACAAAAGUCAUAAUCAAACUGCCUUGCUAGAUGUAAACGUUCGUGGUGGAGCCGAAUAUGCCGAUAUUAUUCGUUUUCUUCGAAAUUCAAGAAUUGGUUUCGCGAUUUCAGAAAGUAUUCAUCUAGUGCAAGCGUAUAUUGAUGAUUUUUGGCGUACAGCUCAGGUUGUUGAUGAUACUAUCGAGGCUACUGCUUCUGGGAGUUCUAUUGUUAUCACGGAGGCGGUUAUUCGUGCGGCUCUCCGUUUUGGUGACUUAGAUCAUGGUAGCACGUGUUAUGUGCGUCAAAUACGGGAACGUGGAGUUAGAUCCUUCGGCUAUGCUGAUUCUUUUGAUAAAAAGGAGAUUUCCAAGGCAAUGUUUCUCGGGCAGUGGAGAUUCUUCUUUCAUGUGUUGAUGCAGUGUUUGUCUCCACGAAAAUCGGGAACUGAUACGAUGAGUAAUGAUCUUGUGUCUGGGAUGAUUGGGUUACCUUACAACCAGCCAUACAAUUUUUCUCUAAUGAUUUUCCAAGCUCUCAAACAGCAGAUUGGUCUAAAGGCGAAUGAUAAGCGAUUGAUGAUUUUGUAUCCUCGAUUCCUUUGUCUUAUCUUUCGACAUUUGUUGCAGAAUCUUUCAUUCGAAGGAACUUUGCUUGCGUACGUUCUAACACCGAUGGCUAAUCGUAUCUUCAAGGAUUGUACGAAGAUUAACGGGUCCAAAAGAACUGAUGCACGCCCAGUUCUGACUCCCCUGUGUGGUGCUAUCCUUCAAGACAACUACAAUCCAGAAGCUGAUUUGCAAUGGUUAAGCAUUAGAGAUGGUAUAGAUCACAUCUUUGUUGGAGAUACUCAAGAGCCCGUGGUUGUUCAACCUCAGGUUGAUCUUCAACAACCACCAGCGGUUAUUUCGGAGCCUGAACCUGUUCAAGAGCCUGUGAUUUCUGAACCAGUUAUUGUUACUUCUCUUCAAGCAGCCGUGUCUGUUCAAGUUCCAGUUUCUACGUCUUCGGCAACAGUGGUUGCUGUAGAAACUGAUGAUGUGAUUUUAGAGCUUGAUGCUGCUUUAGAUGCAUGUCCGUCCUCCCAUACUGUUGACAAAGGGAAACGGCCUAUGGAGGAUACCGUUGUGGAUGAGUUGUUAGAUGAUAUGCCAACCGAAAAAGAAUAUCUUAUGGCAGUACUGAAAGAGCUCCAAAACUGUCUUCGACCCCAUGAAAGUAGAAAGCUUGAGUCAUUUCGAGCAAAGGUUGCUUCUCUCGGUCCCUCUUCCGAGUGGGGUAUUCGCCUAGCUAGAUGGAAUGACAAAGCAAGUGAUCCAGAUUCCAUUGUUUUUAGCUCUUCUGAUGAUGAUGAUGAUGAUGAUGCGGACCGUCAACGUCCUGUCCUUGAUACGGUUCGUGUCCCAGUUCCUUUGAGGAAAUUUAAGCGACGACGUGUCGCUGUUUCGGAUCUUCAGUCUUCUAGUCCGAUGGUUGCCUCAGUUUCAGUUACAUCCAGUUCUGCUCCAUCCGACUCAAGAGGUCUUCUUAAUAUGGAGUUGUCUAUAGCUCCUCCGACACUGUCUUCCCCGCUUCCAUUUCCUUCCUUUGUGGAAGCUACCAGUGUGACUACGUCUGCUCAACCGGAUACGCCGAUUAUGUCUUCUCCCAUUCCUGUAGUACCGUUAUUUGAGUCUUUAUCAUCUCAGACGGGUACGGGCAAUGUGUUUGCUUUAUCAGGAAGUUCCUCUUUGUCACUUCAGCCUAGUUCUCCUAUUGAUUUGCCAGAUUCAGAGACACGGAGGACACGUGCAAGGACCGCUUUCUGUUCCAAUCCGCCAUCAGUUCGACGGAAGAAAGCUUCUUCACGUCCUCCAGUGACCCCAUCUUCAGGUCAUACGCCAUCCAGGGCUCAGCCGUCUGGUUCUCGACCUCCUGCUCCUAGAUCAGCUCCAGUUUCUGCUUCGAGACCAUCCGGUUCAGGUAAAAAGCAGAACUUUCAAGAGUUUGUUCGUGAUCAGUUUCAAGACGUAGCCAAGGUCAUGUUUCAACACAAGACUCAGUUUUCUAAGCUGCAAAGUGAAAUUGAACUCUUGAAGAAAAGGGAUGUAGAUCGAGAGCAACAGAUGGCCCAGCUUUUACGUCUAUCCAAGGCUCGGAGUCUUCAGUUGAGUAAGUUCAUAGCUCAAGAGGCUUCGACGUCUGCUCGUCAACAGACCUUGGUUAGUACUACGGAUCGGCUUAUCGGGAUCGUGACAGAUCUCGUAUCACUCCUUGCUGCUUAG